UUUCAGAGGAACUUCUUAAUUAACCACUUGAUACAAAGUUAAAGUUAUUAUAAAUUAAACAAGAUGACAGUCAAUCAGCCACCACAAUUUGAGAAACCUGAAUUAAACUUUGAAAGUGAAAGUACAGUUCAGAAAUUAGCUAGAAAAACCAAAGAUAGUCCAUUAAUGGUUGCAGGCCUAUCUUCAUUUUUCAUCAUAGCUGGAUAUGGAAUUUACAAAUUUAGGAACAGAGGAAAGUUGUCUGCAUCAAAUUACUUAAUGCAGUUGAGAGUAACUGCUCAAGGAGCUGUGAUAACGUGUCUAACAGUGGGAGUACUGAAAUCAUUAUAUGAUCGAUUCAAUCGCAAAUCUGAAUAAUUGUUGUUGUUGAAAAGUUGUAUUAAUUUAUCUAUUUUAUAGUUUAAUUAAAGUUUAAAAACAGCAGA
Argiope bruennichi is the source of this 425-nucleotide messenger RNA. Its product is annotated as HIG1 domain family member 1C-like. Gene Ontology annotation, biological process: mitochondrial respirasome assembly. The transcript has 3 exons. NCBI's taxonomy places the organism in Eukaryota, Metazoa, Arthropoda, Arachnida, Araneae, Araneidae. Gene Ontology annotation, cellular component: mitochondrion. The record is from RefSeq and is a predicted model, not a curated record. Bases 64 to 357 code for a protein of 97 amino acids.